Molecule: messenger RNA, 1065 nt
Organism: Ectocarpus sp. CCAP 1310/34
Lineage: Eukaryota; Phaeophyceae; Ectocarpales; Ectocarpaceae
Source: the annotation of a GenBank genome assembly
AUGGAUGUUAUGAAAAUAGACCACGUUCAGCGUCUACCGCUGGAACUCAACGGGUAUGUCGAGGGCACGUUGGAUUUGCUCCUGGGGGGCGGCAACGGCCUCUCGAAGAUCAAGCUUCUCAAGCACCUCCAGAGCGUGUGCAUCGUGUACGCUUGCUUGGCGGUCAAGCGGAACGCCGGGAUCGUCAGCAUGGAGGCGAAGCACAAGGCAGCGGCGAAGGGCUACAAGGACAUCGCUGUCCCAGGAUUCUACAAGUGGCUCAGGAUUCUACAAGUGGCUCAAGGACAACGACAUAAUGAUCUAGCAGGAGUGGCUGACGUUCGAGCUCCGGGAACGCCGAGNGGCGAGCAAGAAGAAGAUGUCCUCGACUACCUUCUGAACGGUGUAUACCACCUCAGCUCCGGGAACGCCGAGGACCCCAUCGAGUUGGAAGACGGCGACGACGAUCUCGAGGACGGCGGCGAGCCGGAGGAAAGCGAAGGUGAUGAACCUGGGGUGGGGGGGAUCAAGGAGGAGCCAGCCGUCGGCAACCAGGGCGACGGGGAUGGCGCCCCCUCCGAAGAUAUCGAAGAAGUAGACGGCGAGUAUCCUGACAGGGGCAACAAGUGGAUGCACCCCUAUCUCCUCACCUACUGCCUUAUCGGAAGGGCAAGCAGCAGCGAGGACCCUGAGCUUCGGACCGCGCGGAAAACCGACGGAAGCGGGUCGAGGACAAGCGGUGCGCACACCGAGGUAGAUUUGUCGUCGAGCGCGAUUCGGAUGUUCGCAGGGGCCGGCAAAAUUCAAAGCCGUGCGCAGGUGAAGAAAGAGUACGCAGCUGUGGCGGCGGCGAACGCGCAAGAGCAGGUGCGCCGCGUCCAGCAGGCCCACACAGGCAAGCAGGUGACGGCUGUGGAAGCUUUGUCGGCAGCCGUUGUGUCGAGGCAGGCUUUGGACGAAGAUGCCGCCCAUAGGGCUCGCUGGGAUUACGCUCGCUUGGCCAAGCGACCUCAGGGGGAAGUUGGAGUUUACACUGGAAGGGCCAAGGGCGAUGGCACUGCGAGCCUCUAUAUCGGCCUUGUAUGA